AGUCAUGACAUGCAUAAACAUAGCCAAUCUCAUCUAAGAUUUCUUGAAUACACCAUAUUUGGAAAUGGAGCUAUCUUUUCUUCUUGGAGCUUUACUUCUCCUUUUACCCUUACUUGUCACUAAAUGGUUCAAAGAGUGUAAUAGUAGAAGAAAAUUGCCUCCAGGGCCUAUGAAGCUUCCAUUCAUAGGAAACUUACACCAACUUGUUGACUGGAAAUCAUCUGAGUUACUACCACAUCGUACUCUUUCCAAAUUAGCCUCUAAACAUGGACCUUUAAUGCACAUGAAACUCGGCGAACGUUCAGCCAUUGUUGUUUCAUCACCUCAAAUGGUUAGAGAAGUGAUGAGAAAACAUGAUUUCAAUUUCUCUAAUCGACCAGUGCUUUUGGUCGGAAAAGAAAUGUUUUAUGACCAUGCUGACAUGGGAUUUUGUAACUACGGUGAUUUCUGGAGACAAAUGCGCAAAAUUUGUAUUCAGGAACUCCUUAGUCAUAAAAAUAUUCAGUUAUUUUAUCCCAAGAUGUUUAAUGAGAUAUCCAAUCUUGUUAGCUCAAUUAAAGAUUCUGCUUCUGGCAGUCCAAUCAACUUUACUGAAACGUUGUCGUUGUACACGAAUUCGGUUAUUUGCAAAGCAAGUGUAGGCAGGGCUUGUAAAAAUCAGGGCUCUUUGAUUGAUAUAAUGAGAACAGUGGCAGGUUCAGCUGGAGUAUUUGAUCUUGCCGAUCUUUUUCCCUCAGUGAAGAUAAUUCAUUUUUUGAGUGGAUUAAAAUACAAACUACGUAAAAUGCACGACGAGGUUGAUGUUCUUUUAGAAGAAAUUAUCAAUGAACAUGAAUUCCAGACUGGGAGUAGUAAUGAUGAUCCCACAGAAGAAGAUAUAGUUGAUGUUCUCCUAAGGCUUCAAAAGAGUCAAGAUUUUUCAAUUCCUAUCACAAGGGAUAAUAUCAAGGCUUUAAUCAUUGACUUAUUUGCAGGAGGAUCUACAACUUCAGCGUCAACAAUGGAAUGGGCAUUUUCAGAACUAAUGAAAAAUCCGAAAAUAAUGAAAAAAGCACAGGAUGAAGUAAGACAAGUUUUCAAAGGAAAGGAAAAGGGAAUUGACCAAAAUGAUAUUCAGAAACUUAAGUACCUAAAAAUGGUAGUUAAGGAAACAGUAAGGUUUCAUCCUUUAGCUCCAUUAUUAGCACCAAGAGAAUCAAGGGAAGAGUGUGAGAUUAAUGGCUAUGUUAUACCAAAAGGCACAAUGGCCCUUGUGAAUUUUUGGGCAAUUUCAAGGGAUCCAAAUUAUUGGCAAAAUCCUGAAACAUUUGAUCCAGAGAGAUUUAAUCAAAGUCACCUUGAUUUUACUGGAGCUCAUUUCGAGUUUACACCAUUUGGCACUGGAAGAAGAAUUUGUCCAGGACUAUCAUUUUCAAUGGCAACUGUGGAGCUUAGUCUAGCACUAUUACUCUACCAUUUUGAUUGGAAGCUUCCCAAUGGAAUGAAUCCAAAUGAACUAGACAUGACUGAGAAAUUCGGCAAUGCUCUUGAAAGGAAAAACAAUUUGUACUUGAUUCCUUUGCCCUAUGUUCAUGCCUAAUGCUGGCAAUGAGAUUCAUAUAUACUUCUACUUAUGAGAAUAAAUUUGUAACCAAUUUCCCUUGUAUUUCUGAUUAUCCAAUAAAAGAUUCCUACUUUCUAUUGUUU
This is a messenger RNA of Nicotiana attenuata, 1686 nucleotides long. RefSeq names its product premnaspirodiene oxygenase-like. Lineage: Eukaryota; Viridiplantae; Streptophyta; Magnoliopsida; Solanales; Solanaceae. The record is from RefSeq and is a predicted model, not a curated record. The coding region runs from base 65 to 1579 and encodes 504 amino acids. The transcript has 2 exons. Gene Ontology annotation, molecular function: monooxygenase activity; iron ion binding; heme binding.